Messenger RNA from Camelina sativa (false flax), 941 nucleotides. RefSeq lists its product as uncharacterized. NCBI's taxonomy places the organism in Eukaryota, Viridiplantae, Streptophyta, Magnoliopsida, Brassicales, Brassicaceae. The record is from RefSeq and is a predicted model, not a curated record.
UUAAAGUCUUUUCAACUACUAUUUAACAUAACAUAAACAAGAGCUUUCUGAUAAAACAAAUCACCAAACUCAAAAAAAAAAAGGCUAAAGUAAUAAGAGCAAACAGAUCUGUCUCUCAAUCUUCAGAAUUACAAGAAGAAAAGAAGAGAAAAAAUGGUUCUAAGAAGCUCAAUCUCCAACACAAGAAAGUUCUUCCAAAAAACUAUUGACAACUUCAAGUUAUUUUUCUCCAACGAUGGUACUUAUCACAAACUACCCAAAACACCUAACAUUAAUGCACAUCAUCAUCCAAAGUCCAACAUCAUCACACCAACAUCAUCCACACACAAACAGUUUCAACCGAAACCCAAAGACUAUGUGACUACAAAAAGAUCUUUGACUCUAGAACCGAGAAGAGGAGACAGAGACAAGACACUACUUUCCCAACCAAAGGUGAAUCUUGUUCGUCGAAAGCUAAAGGAGAUGGAGAAGAUGAUGAAUAAUGAUAUAAUAAGCGAUGAGCGUUAUAUCUCAGAUGUAAGAGAGUUUUUGCAUUGCUACUCUUGCCUUCGUUACACUGCUUACCGCGACGUGGUUGACCAUUUUUUCAUGGAGGUCUACUCUGAUUUCUUUAGCCCUCAUCAUCAUCUCGAGCACACCCGAGAGGCUGUACAAAGAAGGCAUCCAACGGUGGUUCGAGUUGGAUCCUACGGUGACCAUCAAAACUGAUGGAACGGAAAACUUCUAAUAUACAUGAUCAGUGAUUGAUAUGAUAAGAUUAUAAAUUUAGUUUCAUUUUUUCACUCUUUCUUUUUCUUCAUAUUUUUGUCAACCUUGUGAAUCGUGAUUGUAUGUGGCUUUUUUUUUAAUAGAAUUUUGUAGUUUUUAAUGUUCUGAAGGUUACAAAUGACAGUUGAUGAAACGUUUUAUUUUCUUUAUCUUGGUGGGUAAUGUACCACUUU